Messenger RNA from Anopheles marshallii, 507 nucleotides. RefSeq lists its product as uncharacterized. The record is from RefSeq and is a predicted model, not a curated record. The transcript has 4 exons. Bases 1 to 507 code for a protein of 168 amino acids. NCBI's taxonomy places the organism in Eukaryota, Metazoa, Arthropoda, Insecta, Diptera, Culicidae.
AUGGUGUCCACAAGACUGUAUCUGCCCGUUCUGCUUUUCGUUGGUGCGAUUGCACAUAGUUCGAUAGCUUGUAAAGAUGGUUACUCCAUCAAGGUUAAUAAAAUCGAAAACUGUGCCGGACCGGAUGGCAUCAUAACGCUCUCGGACGAUGCCGGUCUCACCAUGCAGGACGAUUGUUCGCUCGUGCUAGCGGGAUGCGUAAAGGUGAAAGAUUUCAGCACCGCGACCGGUACCGUCAGUGUGUUGAAGAAUGGGAAGCCAAUGUUCCAGAAACCGUUCGACCUAUGCAAAGCAGGAUCUAAGCUACCGUUCAUCAAGGAUUUUUUGCCCGGUGGCGUUUGUCCUCAGAGUGAGAGCGAAAUUUGUGCCGAUUCGAAUAGAACGAUCCCGAUGGACCGCUUCAAGAAGAUGAUGGGCAUUAUUAAAGGUUCCAUGGCGGUCGAAAUUAACCUUGAACACGAUACGGGUAAAAGUUGCAUCAAAAUUGACGCAGAAAUUUCCAAAUAA